Colletotrichum scovillei is the source of this 1392-nucleotide messenger RNA. RefSeq lists its product as uncharacterized. The coding region runs from base 10 to 1377 and encodes 455 amino acids. The transcript is spliced from 2 exons. The record is from RefSeq and is a predicted model, not a curated record. NCBI's taxonomy places the organism in Eukaryota, Fungi, Ascomycota, Sordariomycetes, Glomerellales, Glomerellaceae.
CCACAGUUCAUGUCUGCGACGCGGCCAGCCCAAGCAGACACGGUAUUAGGUUGGCAACGUUUUCCAAGCAUGGCGGACCCUUUGAGCAUCACCACGUCUGUGCUUGCGCUACUGACGACAGCCGCUCAGUCUGUAAAGUUGCUUGUCGAAACUGUCAGUCGCUACAAAGGUCGGGAUAGGACCCUGUCCCGACUACAAGCCGAGCUCGAGGACUUCUUACGGAUCCUUGACGCGCUACACAAGGUCGUCGAAACGGAAUCCGCCAUGAUGGUCCUUCUCAAAGACCCCAUUCGUCGAUGCAGCCAAUUAUGUAACGACUUCGAGAAAGCCUUGAGAGUGUUCAGCGGGAAGUCUAAAGUGGGCUUCCGAGAUUGGGCAAAGAUGGAGUUCAUGCGGGGCGACAUCAACGAUUUCUUGGACGCUUUGUCGGGUUACAAAGAAACAAUCUCGAUAGGCCUCGGUACAAUCACCAUGCAAACAUCUCAAGCUUCUCAGGAAGUCCUCGAGGAAUACAAUGAGAUGAUCAUGGAUACCAUGUACCGCCUUAAUGUUCGACUACAGCGCAUUGACGAAAAGAUGGAUGGGUUGACUAGGGGAAUUGCAGGUAACAUGGAUGCCUCUGGCACCACCACAGACCUUGAGGAUGAGCGGGUUGUGACAGAGCGAUGCCUGCGGAUCUGUGAGGAUGCGCAGCAUUAUCUUGAAACCUUGGCGAGCGAUGGGGACCUUCUAAAGCAACAACUGCCCCGGACCAACGGUGGAAGCGACCAGAUGCGUUUCGAAGCACAGCUGAUGAUACGCCGAACACUCGACGAAAAUCGGGACAACUUUUCCGAGACCAUCGGCAGGUUGCAAGAGCGCUUAGCGUCCUUACCCCAGAAUGGGACAAGUCAAGAUGAAAGCGAGAAAUCACGGUUAGAGGAGGACCUCAAGGCUUCGAAGAAGUGUCUAGAGGUCUGUAAAGCGGCCUCUGAGACGGUUGCCCAGCAGAGAAUUUAUCGCGUUGGUGAGUUGAUUGCAGACGUCGAAAGCGACCAAGUAGUUAUCACUACCUUGGCAGACCUCUUUGACGUCAAGAAGGCUACAUCUACGAACGGCUCAGCGCAGUGGAUCGGCUCGUUCACGGACGAAACUGCUCGACAGAUAUCCACAGAUCGUUAUCGCAGUCGUUUUGGGGCAUUGUCAAGUACUGAGAUGGGCACCACCACUCAGGGUCCGCGGGAUUCAUGGACGGCCAAAGAUCACACUGCACGUCGAGCCAAUACUGAAAGACAAUCAUCUGCGCGGGAGGCGACGGGGAGGAGGCCGACCCCGAACGAGGUUAGGAGGCGUGCUUCUGGCGUAGAUGGGAAACUGCCAGCCAACGACGAGGUGUGAAUAAACGCAAGGCGC